Messenger RNA from Arachis stenosperma, 1224 nucleotides. Its product is annotated as protein LATERAL ORGAN BOUNDARIES-like. The record is from RefSeq and is a predicted model, not a curated record. Lineage: Eukaryota; Viridiplantae; Streptophyta; Magnoliopsida; Fabales; Fabaceae. The transcript is spliced from 2 exons. The coding region runs from base 279 to 875 and encodes 198 amino acids.
UUCCCACUUAUUAAAUUAUCAUCAUCUUUCACCCUACUCUCUCUAUCUCUCUCUUCCAGUUAGGGUUUCACUCCUCAACAAAUCUGAGAGAAGCUUAUACCAUUAUUGCUGUUUUUGUCACGGAGGAAGAAGAAGGAAAAAAAAAAAAAAAGAAGCAGGUUGUGAAAACCUUAUCAUCCAACAAGGGAAAGGGAAUAAAGAAAAAAAAAGGUACUUUCAGUUCAUCUCAUCAAAGAAAACCUACUAUACUACAUCACAAACAGAGAAUCAAGAAGGAGAUGGCAUCAUCAAGCUCGUACAAUUCACCUUGCGCUGCCUGCAAAUUCUUGAGGAGGAAGUGCAUGCCAGGGUGUAUCUUUGCGCCUUAUUUUCCACCCGAAGAGCCUCAAAAGUUUGCAAACGUGCACAAGAUCUUCGGGGCAAGCAAUGUUACCAAGCUCCUCAACGAGCUUCUGCCUCAUCAGAGAGAGGAUGCGGUCAACUCCCUCGCUUAUGAGGCAGAAGCUCGCGUGAGAGAUCCUGUUUACGGCUGCGUUGGCGCCAUAUCAUUCCUCCAAAGACAAGUCCAAAGACUUCAGAAAGAACUUGAUGCCGCCAACGCCGAUCUUCUCCGCUAUUCCUUUACUGACAUCGCUCCGACGCCGGCUCUUUCUAUGCCUCCCGGACUAACCAAUGCUACUUCCCUUCAACAAAUUCCCCAAAGGUUUGGGGCAAGAUUUGAUAACGAAGGAAGUGGAUUCUAUAAUAAUAAUCGCCAAUAUUCACCUAAUAUUUAUUCUUACCCUUACUCUCUUCCAUGGACCGAUACCUCUUCCAAGGAUAUCAGCGAUGGGGGCGGGUUAGGUGACGGCGAUGGGAGAGGAGGUAAUUUGUGAAUUAAGUUUGCAGUAUAAUACCCUUCCAUCAAGGGUUUAUACUUUUUGAGGCAUGGUCUAAAAUGUUUCUUAUGGUAUAAUAAUAUUUUAUAAUGUCUAUUAUGGUUAUUAUUACUCUACGUAGGCUUGGUUGUUGAAGGUUCUAGUGUUUUUUAUUCUCUUAAUAAAUUUUAUCUGGUGGGAUUUUUGUUAUUAAUUAGUUUGUUAGAGUCCUUGAUUGUAUGGUAUUGUUGAAGAAGUUGCGAGGAUCUUAGGUAGUCUUUUCGAAAUCUUUUGUGUGUGUGGCUUUCUUUAGAGCCUAAAAAUAAGUUGGUAGAACAUGCAAUAGUAGUAAUGUAUGUGGCUACUA